Messenger RNA from Phytomonas sp. Hart1, 921 nucleotides. NCBI's taxonomy places the organism in Eukaryota, Euglenozoa, Kinetoplastea, Trypanosomatida, Trypanosomatidae. The record is from the annotation of a GenBank genome assembly.
AUGUCAAUUUAUUGUUGUGUAGCGAACCCGAUUCUCUUUCUGAAAGCUCUGGUCAUGGUGGGCUUGGAAAGGGACAGUUGGGUCACCAUCACCUUUAGCAAAAACGAGGUCGAGCUGCACGUUGAGGCGAACAAUCGCAACACCACCGCGACGGCGCUCCUUCCGCGUGGGAUCUUCUCCGAGUACGUGGUGGUGGAGACGCGGCUGUGCGUGCACCUGCACACCCUCCUGGACGCCUUUUUCCUGCUCGGCCUGCCGGCCCUGGGGGCGCCUACUGUGCGGCUCACGCUGGUCCACCCCACCCCUGACGGGCGUCUGCUGGUCGAGCUUGGCGGCUCUCACGACGGGGCCGAGGCCGGCCGGACUCUUCAGUCCCAGCUGCUGACCCGCCCCGUCCGGGCCCGCCCGCUGGAUCUGCGCUUUUCGGACCUCCCCCUCGUCGCGGCGGCGGCCCCCCCCGGGGAGGCCCUGCGGGACGCCCUCCUCGACCUUGCCGCCACGCAGUCCGGCGAGACGACGCUGGCGAUGGGCGGUGCGGAGGGGGUGCGGCUGCGGGGCCGCGGCCCCCACGGCAACGUCGAGAUCGUCCUGCCCUGCCAGGUCGGGAAUGACCUUAAACGCGAGGCCUUCCGGCCCGCAUGGACGCGCGUGCAGACGCUGCAGUUCGCGCUGGCCUGCGGAUGCGGACGCGCCACCUUCGCCCUGGGCGGCGGCGCAGGUGGGUCGGGGCUCUCGGCAUCCCUUGGGGCUUAUGGGUGCGGGGCCGGUCUGGUGGGGAGCGGGGGGGCGGGGUUUGAACAGCUUUCAUUGCAAAUUAACUCGCAGCGACAGCUCAGUGUGGUGCACGAAUCCUCAGAGGGAAUGGCUAAGGUUACGGUGAGGGUUGUUCUUAAUUCACUUCGCAGCUGUGAUGAGUUUUAG